AUUUUUAUUUUUGACAUAGAAAUCAUAAUUCAAGUUUUAUUGUCUGAAUCUUUUGAAAAUAAAGAGACAAAAUAUUAUGAUAAAGAAAUAAAUGCAAAUUAUUAUAAAUGCAAAUAUUCAAAUGAAAACGAACAAUUCUCAUGUGUUGAAAAAAAUUGUGACAAAUUGACAAAAUCAUUAAGAUCAAUAAUUGAUUAUCAAAAUUCAAGAGGCGUUCAAUCAAUAGAUUCAAUUUUUUUACAAAAUGAACAGCAAAUCGCCGUUUUAAAACCUGCAAAAUCACUCUAUAAAGGAAUGAGAGAACAAUUUUCAGUAAUUUUACGAAAUUUAUCAAAUCGACAUAUAAUUUUUGAAUGGGGUGACAUUUUUGGCGACGAUAAAUAUAAAUUAAAUGUAAUAAUUGAACCAAAAAGGGGUACAAUACGUCCAAAAAAUAUAAAAAUAAUACAAUUAUAUUGUGAACCAAUUGAAUCUGGUUGGAUUUCUUCAUUUUUCAUACCAUGCUUUUCGGGAAAUAUGAAUAAUUUAAUGACAAUGAGAAUAGAAUGUUUUGUAGAAUCAUUCAAUGUAUCGUUUUUAUUUCCAUGGAGAAAUCUCGAGAGUUUAUUACCAAGUGAUGAAUUAAUAAUUGUUAAUUGGAACAAUAAUGGCAAUCAAAUUGAAUCUGAUAUAAAAAUAAUAAGAUACAGAGAUAUUCAAUUAAGAAGUGAAAGUUUUACACCAGAAGAAUUUGAAUCAACAGACAGUGAAAUGGAAAAUUAUUUAGAGGAAAUUUCAUUGGGAAGUAUAAAUGAUUAUUGUUCUCUCACUUCUUUUUGCGAAAGAAAAUAUAAAUGGACAGAAAAUAUGAUUAUAAAAUUUAGUAGACUUUCUCUUAAAAAAGCUGAAAAAAGAAUUUUUUUAAUUCAAAACAAUACUGCUAUCGAGACGAAUUAUUCAAUAAAUGUAAAAAAUUUCUCCUCUCUCGAAAAUGAAAAUGAAUUCAUUGAUGAAAAUUGGGAUGAAAUUAAACAGCACGAAUGUGGAAUUGUUGUACUCACAAAACCUUCAUGUGGAAAACUUGAUCCUUUUGAAAUAAAAACAAUUUAUGUUUACACCUAUGCAGAUACCUGGGGAGAAUAUAAUGAAGAAGUUUAUAUUAAUAUCGAUGGUCUACCGCAAUUUUUAUUUAAUGUACAAAUUCAAGUCGAGGACUUACCAGUUUUGUAUCCAAUUUGUAGAAAUUUACUCUGGAAACGUCCAGUUCUGAGAUUUAUGAAAUACGAUGAUUGUUUAAAAUUCAGAUCCCUCGCUAUUGAGAAUACAAGUUACAUUCCAAUAAUUAUUAAAUGGCAUUUAUUUCGAAUUGAAAAUGAUUCAUUUAUUGAAAUAAGGCCAUUAAAAUUAUUUCUUCAUAUUUUUACGCCAUAUUCAUUUUUUGAAAAUUCCAAGAAUGAAUGCAAUGAAGAAAAUUUAAAAUUUGAGACACCUUUUAUUAAAUCUUCUUUAGAAAGAUACGAAUCAAAUCCAAGUUUCAAGGAAUUAAAUCGUUUUAAUUCUUUGACUUUAACUGACAGUUCGUCAAGUUCAAAAAUGACAAUAUUAUCAGAAAAUUGUAGUACUAUUGAAAAAGACAAGUCACAAAAAGAACAAAUAGAACUGUCUGUGCUUCCAGAUUUUAGCGAAGUUGACGAGAGACUUUUGAAUAUACAACCACGAGAAUUAUUUAUUCCAGCUAAGGAAAAACGAUUUAUCACUGUCAAUUUUAACUCUAAUGUUCCAUUUAAUUAUUACAAUAGUAAAAUUUACUUUCAAGCUCUAGGAUUUAUUAGAAUUUCUCCAAAGCACAAAAAAGAUAAAUGUUAUUUACGAAGUGAUGGCUGUUCAAUUUCUCCGACUAUCAUUGACAUAGAAAUUAUAAAUUUAAGACCAUUUCUUACUAUUCUCUCGCCAAAAUCGCAGAUGCUUUUUAAAUUCUUUGCUAAUGAAUUUGGAAAUGGAUUGAAAGAUAAGAAUACAAUUGAAAAGCAAAUUGUUUUAAAAAAUGAAAAUCAAGAAGCAUUGAAUAUAAUUCUCAAGAUUGAUUAUCCAUUUCGUAUCAAAAAUGUGACAAAUUUUGCAAAUAAAUUAUCAACUAAUUUAUGCUUACAACCUGGAGAGAGCAUUGAAACUCUAGUUGCCUGUACGUUAAAUGACAGAAUGAUUCAUGAAAUAGUCAAGGAGAAUGAAAAUUAUAAUGACUGGUUAAAAAGGAUAAAUACAAACUUAUUAAUUUGUUAUUCUGAUGGAUGCGUACAAGAAAUUGAACUUUCUCUACAAAUUUAUCUUCCCUUGAUAAAGCUUUCCACAAAAUCAUUAAAUUUCAAUGAUGUUUAUAUUGGCAGUAGUAAAGAAUUAUUUCUUACAAUUGAAAAUUGUGCAGUGUGGGAUCAAGAUUUUCAAAUAGAACAAACAAACGAACAGAGUGAAUUUUCAAUUUUUCCCACAACUGGCAUUUUAUCAUCUGGCAGUAAAAUUAUUGGACGAAGUUUAAAAAUUUCCAUAAUUUUUCAACCAAUAAAAAAUGAAACAGUAAAUGAAUUUCUCAAAAUUACAACCAGAAUAUCAGGAUAUGAAUUAGAAUUUGAAAUUUACGGUCAAGGAAUUUCCAAUUAAUUCAAAUAUUAUAUGCUAAUAUAUUUUGUAAAUUU
Messenger RNA from Leptopilina boulardi, 2669 nucleotides. RefSeq lists its product as uncharacterized. Lineage: Eukaryota; Metazoa; Arthropoda; Insecta; Hymenoptera; Figitidae. The record is from RefSeq and is a predicted model, not a curated record. The transcript has 16 exons. Gene Ontology annotation, biological process: negative regulation of cell population proliferation. The coding region runs from base 295 to 2634 and encodes 779 amino acids.